CUCUAAUUGAUUUAUUAUUUUUUGGUUGGUAUAAAUUCAGCCAAAAUUUUAUAGUUUUUGUUGAUUAGUUAUCCAUCACAAAGAUAUAAUAAUAAUAUGGGACAAACACAAUCACAAUCACAACCAUAUCCAAUAAUGCCUACUGGUCAUUAUCAAUCACCACAAACUGAUGGUCAGACACCAAUGAAUUCAUAUACACCACUCAAACAAUAUGCUCCUUUUGAAACAUAUGCAGAUCCGAGUGUGCCACCAGGAUUAGAAAUUUUAUUAACAUUAAAUCAAUUGAUUAUUGAACAACAGGUUGAAAUGUUUGAAGUACUUGCUGGUUUUGAAACGAACAAUAGUUAUAUUGUUAAAAAUAUAGAUGGACAACAAUUGUAUUAUGCAACUGAAGAGAAUGAUUGUUGUACUCGAAAUUGUUUUAGUAAAUAUCGACCAUUCGUAAUGCGUUUAUAUGAUUCUCGACGAAAUGAAAUUAUACGUUUAGAUCGUCCUUGGCGUUGCAAUAGUUGCCUGUUUCCAUGUUGUUUACAGAAAUUAGAUGUUUAUAGUGGGGAAUACAAAUUGGGAUCGGUUCGUCAAGAAUGGACAGUUUGUUGUCCGGCCUUUAGCAUUUUGAAUGCAACUGGCAAAAAAGUAUUACGCAUAAAAGGACCAUUUUUAACAUUUUCAUGCUGUUGUGGUAAUGUCAAAUUCAAUGUUGUAUCGAAUGAUGGCACAACACAAGUUGGUAAAAUUAGUAAACAGUGGAGUGGAUUAGUAAGAGAAAUGUUUACCGAUGCCGAUCACUUUGGUGUCAAGUUUCCACGAGAUCUAGAUGUUUCGAUCAAAGCUGUAUUGUUAGGUGCAACAUUUUUGAUUGAUUUCAUGUUUUUCGAGAAAGUUCACAAUGACAAAGAAGAUUCAUUGGGAACAUAUUAAUUUUUGUUAUCUGUCUGAAUCUAACCAAAUAAAUGUUUAAUCUUG
Dermatophagoides pteronyssinus (European house dust mite) is the source of this 966-nucleotide messenger RNA. RefSeq names its product phospholipid scramblase 1-like. Lineage: Eukaryota; Metazoa; Arthropoda; Arachnida; Sarcoptiformes; Pyroglyphidae. Gene Ontology annotation, cellular component: plasma membrane. Gene Ontology annotation, biological process: plasma membrane phospholipid scrambling. Gene Ontology annotation, molecular function: phospholipid scramblase activity. The record is from RefSeq and is a predicted model, not a curated record.